Messenger RNA from Nerophis lumbriciformis (worm pipefish), 1854 nucleotides. The record is from RefSeq and is a predicted model, not a curated record. NCBI's taxonomy places the organism in Eukaryota, Metazoa, Chordata, Actinopteri, Syngnathiformes, Syngnathidae.
AUGGAUAUGUCAAAGCUUCCAAAGAUCCAGGAUGCGGAGCGAGAAAGCCAGUUUGGAUACGUCCAUGGAGUUUCUGGACCAGUGGUGACAGCUACAGCAAUGGCCGGAGCAGCCAUGUAUGAGCUGGUCCGUGUAGGCCAUAGCGAGUUGGUUGGAGAGAUCAUUCGUUUAGAAGGAGACAUGGCCACUAUCCAGGUCUAUGAAGAGACUUCUGGUGUGUCUGUGGGUGACCCUGUUUUACGCACAGGUAAACCUCUCUCUGUAGAGUUAGGACCAGGUGUCAUGGGCUCCAUCUUUGACGGCAUUCAGCGACCACUCAAAGACAUCAAUGACCUCACGCAGAGCAUCUACAUCCCAAGAGGAGUAAACAUUGGCGCUCUAAACAGAGAUUUAAAAUGGGAAUUUACACCUAGCCAAAGUCUUCGGGUUGGCAGUCAUGUUACAGGUGGCGACAUUUACGGCAUGGUGUUCGAGAACUCUUUAAUCAAUCAUAAACUGAUGCUUCCGCCUCGCAGCAGAGGCACCGUAACCUAUGUGGCACCGCCUGGGAAUUAUGAUGUCUCUGAUGUUGUUCUGGAGCUGGACUUCGAAGGCAUAAAGGAGAAAUUUACAAUGGUGCAGGUUUGGCCUGUGAGACAAGUACGCCCGGUCACAGAGAAAUUGCCUGCCAAUCAUCCUCUCCUCACUGGUCAGAGAGUCCUGGAUGCACUUUUCCCCUGCGUGCAGGGCGGCACCACAGCUAUACCAGGUGCCUUUGGCUGUGGAAAAACCGUUAUCUCCCAGUCACUGUCCAAAUACUCCAACAGUGAUGUCAUCAUCUAUGUCGGGUGCGGAGAGCGUGGGAAUGAAAUGUCUGAGGUGCUGCGAGAUUUCCCUGAGCUCACAAUGGAAGUUGGCGGCAAAGUUGAGAGCAUCAUGAAGAGAACGGCACUUGUUGCCAACACAUCGAAUAUGCCUGUAGCUGCCAGAGAGGCUUCAAUCUAUACAGGAAUUACACUCUCUGAAUACUUCCGAGAUAUGGGUUACAACGUGAGCAUGAUGGCCGACUCUACCUCACGAUGGGCUGAAGCUCUAAGAGAAAUCUCUGGCCGAUUGGCCGAAAUGCCCGCCGACAGCGGGUACCCGGCCUACCUUGGUGCUAGGCUCGCCUCUUUUUAUGAACGAGCGGGACGCGUGAAGUGUCUGGGGAAUCCUGAGAGAGAAGGCAGUGUCAGCAUCGUUGGAGCUGUGUCGCCGCCUGGUGGCGAUUUCUCAGACCCCGUCACGUCAGCCACAUUGGGAAUAGUUCAGGUGUUCUGGGGACUGGACAAAAAGUUGGCUCAGCGAAAACACUUCCCGUCUGUGAACUGGUUGAUUAGCUACAGCAAGUACACAAGGGCUCUAGAUGAAUACUACGAUAAACACUUCCCUGAGUUCGUACCUCUUCGUACAAAAGCAAAGGAGAUUCUCCAAGAAGAAGAGGAUUUGGCUGAGAUAGUGCAGCUUGUGGGAAAGGCUUCUCUGGCUGAGACCGACAAGAUCACUCUGGAGGUGGCAAAACUCAUUAAAGAUGACUUCCUGCAGCAGAACGGCUACACACCUUACGACAGAUUCUGCCCCUUCUACAAAACGGUCGGCAUCCUCUCAAACAUGAUCGCCUUUUACGACAUGUCACGGCACGCCGUCGAGUCGACGGCUCAAAGCGACAACAAGAUCACCUGGGCCAUGAUCAGGGAGCACCUAGGCGAGAUCCUGUACAAAAUCAGCUCGAUGAAGUUUAAGGACCCAGUCAAAGAUGGUGAAGCUAAAAUAAAAGCAGAGUACGCCCAGCUGCUAGAGGACAUGCAGAACGCGUUCCGGACCUUGGAGGAAUGA